GACUUCGAGGAGGCAUCGCUGUGACUAGUAACAAUUUCCAACUCUCUUCGCGGAUACAUCACGGAGUUAAAUGGUACACGAGGAUCUAAGUAGAAUUUUUUGUCCGAUGGGAAGGAUUUAGGUUUUUCAGUUAAUUAAGUUAUGGUUUGAUCAAAGCGCAGCUCUCUUGUUUAAGUUUUUUCCCAUUUGUUAGCGAUACAAUUACUCGGCACUCGAAGUCGCCUGUGAUCCACGUCCGCAAACCCUUAGGAUUCCUCAGAUUGAGAGCUGAAUGUCCAUUCGCCAGUGAAUGUCGUUAACAGCAACGGUGCUACCAUGGGCUGCGGCAAGGUGUUUUGGGGGCUGGUAGGGGCGGCUGUCGUCAUCACGUUAAUAACUGUACCCACUGCAAUUUAUUUGAACAGAAGGGAUGCGAGUGGCACAAAGAGAUCUUUCACCCUGGCCGAUUAUUUCAACGACACUAUUAGAAACAGACCAUAUAAUUUGCGAUGGAUAUCAGAUCAUGAGUACCUGCAUAAAACAAGACAGGGCAAUGUCAUCCUUUACAAUGUUGAAACCCAGGAGACAUCUCAAUUUCUGAGCAACAAAACCUUUGAGCAAGUGGAAGCUACAGGGUAUUUUGUGUCCGCUGAUCGCAAAUAUGUCUGUUUUGAAAGCAACUACACAAAGCAAUGGAGACAUUCGUACAACGCGUCAUACUCCUUAUUUGACCUGGAAAGUUCAACAUUCAUUACUCCAGUAAACAUUCCAGAAGUUGUGCAAUACUUAACCUGGGCUCCUGGUGGAAACAAACUGGCCUACAUCUGGAAUUACAACAUUUAUUUGAAACCGUAUGCCACAGCCACUGCCAUUCAAGUGACCCACAACGGAAAGAAGAAUCAGAUCCUAAAUGGCGUCCCUGACUGGGUGUACGAAGAGGAAGUUUUUUCAUCAAAUGAAGCAGUAUGGUGGUCACCAACUGGGAAGUUUUUGGCCUAUGCUGAAUUUAAUGACACUGAAGUGCACACUAUCGAAUAUCCGUACUACGGGCCAGAGCAGUACCCUAAGACAGUGAUCAUCCCGUACCCCAAGUCUGGCUCAACGAUUCCCAAGGUCAAGCUGUUUGUAGUGGACACAGACAGGCCAACCAGACGCACUCAGGUGGUCGUUCCAGAUGCUGUUGGUUCAAGCGAUCACUAUUUGAGUUCAGUGGUGUGGGUGACAGAUGAACGCAUCGCAGUUCAGUGGCUCAGGAGGAAGCAGGAUCACGUCGUCUUACAGACGUAUGACUUUGAUGGAAACGGCUGGAAUGAGAAGCAGAAAUUUGAGCAGACAAGCAAGACGGGUUGGAUUGGUCAUUAUGCUCCCCUUCCGGCCUUCUUUGCGGAGGACAACCUCACUUUCUACAAAGUGAUGAGUGACUCAAACGGAUACAAACACAUCCAUCAGGUCAAAGAUGGAACAGCGACACCUAUUACCUCGGGGAGGUGGGAGGUCAUAUACAUUUCCAAACUCACAAAAGAUGCCAUAUAUUAUAUAAGUAAUGAGCAUCAAGGACGACCUGGACAGAGAAAUCUUUACAAGGUUGUGCUGGGCAACAUCCCCCCUGCUCCCCAGUGUCUCACCUGUGACUUGUACAAGGACAGGUGUCAAUACAACUCAGCGUACUUCAGCACAGACGCCUCGUAUUACCGCAUGGAUUGCUACGGACCUGGUCUUCCCUUGAUCACUCUCAGGGACAACAGAGGCUCUGGCUCAGAGCUCCUGGUACUUCAGGACAACAAAGAGCUUGAACACAUUCUGACUGAGUUUAAGAUGCCAACCAUUCAACGUGGCACUCUGAAAGUGGCUGGAUUUGAUCUUUGGUAUCAGAUGACGUUGCCACCAAACUUCCAGAAAUCCAAAAAGUAUCCCCUCCUCAUUGAUGUGUAUGGUGGUCCUUGCAGUCAGAAUACAGAGUUCCGCUUCAGAAUCAACUGGGGCUCGUACCUGUCCAGCACCGAGGAGAUUAUUAUCGCUAGUUUUGAUGGAAGAGGGACCGGUUACCAAGGUGACAGGAUAAUGCACUCAAUCUACCGACGCCUUGGAACAUUUGAGGUGGAAGACCAAAUAACAGCUGUGAGCAGAAAGUUCAUUGAUAUGGGCUUCAUCGACAAGGAGAGAAUAGCCAUCUGGGGCUGGUCAUAUGGCGGCUAUGUCACCUCCAUGGCUUUGGGUUCUGGAAGUGGGCUUUUUAAGUGUGGAAUAGCUGUUGCUCCUGUAGCUAAGUGGGAGUAUUAUGAUGCUGUCUAUACUGAGCGCUACAUGAAUAAACCUGCAGAAAAUCCUGAUUCUUACAAGAAUUCAACAGUUACAAGCAGAGCCCGUAAUUUCCAAUCCGUGCAGUACUUAUUGAUCCAUGGGACAGCUGACGACAAUGUUCAUUUUCAGCAGUCGGCAAAGAUCUCGCAGGCCCUGGUUGACCAGCAGGUGGACUUUGAGGCCAUGUGGUACACUGACAAGGACCACAGUCUGGGGGGCUCUGCUUAUCACCAUGUCUACACCCACAUGAGUCAUUUCCUUCAGAAAUGUCUCAUCAACUCCAAAUAAACCGUACCUCCUGUUGUCACAUUUAAAACUGUCUUUAUAACAUUGAUGAAUAUAUGUGACUGUGGCAGAACUGCUGCUUCUCAUUUGUAUAGUUUGUUAAGUUCAAUCCAAACAAAGGAUUCAAUUUGGUCGUUUUUGUAGAGGUUUUAAUGUACAAUUAAUAUUGUAAGACUUGUAUGACUGGAUAUUUGUUAUAGAUUAAUCGUGUCUUAAUCAUAGAGAAAAUUUGACUAUUUACCAUGAUGUUCUUCAAGCCAUUGCAUGUUUAUAUUCUGGUAAACUUUGCAUCAGUGGACUUUGUGACAUUACUUAUAACACAAACAUGUUGUUGCACUGACUCUUGUGGAACACUUUACAUUGUAGUCAACACGUGAUACAAAUAAACUGUACAUGAAUAUAGUAUGAAUAUUGUAACCAUUUUUAGAUGGUUUAGAAAAAAAUACUUGUAUGUUUCAAUUUAUGUGGCCAGAUAAAAAAAAUAAACUUGAA
Messenger RNA from Hypomesus transpacificus, 3057 nucleotides. RefSeq names its product fibroblast activation protein, alpha. Lineage: Eukaryota; Metazoa; Chordata; Actinopteri; Osmeriformes; Osmeridae. The transcript is spliced from 26 exons. The record is from RefSeq and is a predicted model, not a curated record. Gene Ontology annotation, biological process: proteolysis. The coding region runs from base 316 to 2568 and encodes 750 amino acids. Gene Ontology annotation, molecular function: dipeptidyl-peptidase activity; serine-type endopeptidase activity.